ACACAGGACGCAUUUUUUUAUUUUUUUUUAAUCAAAUUAUGGUUUACCAAAACGAGACUAUAUAUUUUUUUUCACUGCGAAAAAGAUGACAACUUUAGCUAAAGGACUCUCUUUUCCUCUUCUCCCUCUUAGCUGUUAACUGUGCGAGUAAAAAUUCAGCUGAGUUGCAGCCUCCUUCCUUCAUCUUCUUGAUAACACCAUUCCCCCAAUGCAUGUUUCCCCCUCCUUUCCCUUUUUCCCUAAAACCCCUCAAUAAUAAUUCUACAUAUUCAAAUACCCUUUUCUCUCUUUUACCAGAUCCACCACAAGUUUUCUCAAAAUCUUGUUUUUUUUUCAAAUUUUAGCCUAAGGUUGUUGAAACAUCUUCAUGUUUUAAAAGCCACGAAUUGUGUUUUUUUUUUUUUUUUACAUAUUCAGACACCCUUUUCUCUUUUUUACCAAAUCCACCACCCACCUCCUAGAAAUUUUGCGAAAACAAGAAUUACAAAUUUUUGCCUAAGGUUCUUGAAACAUCUUCGUUUCAUUAAAGCUAGGAAUUUGCCAUUUUUUUUAACAUAUUCAGACACCCUUUUCUCUUUUUUAUCAAAUCCAUCACUCACCACCUCAUAAUUCUGCAAAAAAAAGUUUUUUCUUUCUUUUCAAUUUUUAGCAAUUUUAGCCUAAGAACUUGUUCCCUUAAUGUGUUCUUGAAACAUCUUCAUAUUAAAAAAGCUAGAAAUUUUGUCAAUUUUUUUUACAUAUUCAGACGCCCUUUUCUCUUUUUUUUUAUCAAAUCCACAACUCAUCACCUCAGAAUUUUGCAAAAAGAUAGCAAUUUUAGCUGUUCCUUAAAUGGAUUCUUGAAAAAUUCUUGUUUUUGUUUUUCAUUGUGUGUGUUAUUUGUGGUUGUGAAGGAAAAUGAAAGUGACUCAGAAAGAAAAAGAUUCAGAAAAAAUCAUCUGGGAUCAGAUGAGAACUUCUUCUGGGUCACAACAAAAUCGAGCUUUACCAAAGCUAAUGGUAUGGCUAGUUCUCUUUGUUUCGGCCACUUAUAUUGUUUACACACUUAAGCUUCUUUCCAGAAGUUCUUGCAAUAACAAUGACAAUGUUUUUAGCAAUGAUUUGGUUAUUCAUGCUUCGGAAGUUAAUUCAAGUAAACCAAACAUGCCCUUGUUAGUUAACGAUGACCCAGUGGAGGAGAAGACCGGGCUGGAACAUAUAGUUUUCGGCAUUGCAGCAUCUGCAAAGCUCUGGGAUAAGAGAAAAGAUUAUAUUAAACUAUGGUGGAAAAAGGAGGAGCAAAUGAGAGGCAUUGUAUGGUUAGAUAAACCUGUGAAAAUGGCGAAAGACGAUAGGGAAAAGUUACCGGAGUUGAGAAUAUCAGGUGAUACUUCCCGGUUUCUGUACAAGAACCGGCAGGGUCACCGGUCAGCUAUACGAAUAUCGAGGAUAGUAUCGGAGACAUUGAGGUUAGGAAUGGAGAAUGUGAGGUGGUUUGUUAUGGGAGAUGAUGAUACUGUGUUUGUUACUGAUAAUUUAGUGAGGAUUUUGAACAAGUAUGAUCAUAAUCAGUAUUAUUAUAUUGGGAGUUUAAGUGAGAGUCAUUUGCAGAAUAUUUAUUUUUCUUAUAGUAUGGCUUAUGGGGGUGGUGGAUUUGCUAUUAGUUAUCCUUUAGCUAAAGCACUUGAGAAAAUGCAAGAUAAAUGUAUUCAAAGGUAUCCUGGUCUUUAUGGUUCUGAUGAUAGAAUGCAGGCUUGUAUGGCUGAACUUGGUGUUCCACUCACUAAAGAAGUUGGCUUUCACCAGUACGAUGUGUACGGGAACUUAUUUGGUCUGCUAGCAUCACAUCCAAUAGCGCCAUUGGUAACAUUGCACCAUCUUGACGUGGUGGAGCCAAUCUUUCCCAAUGUGACUCGAGUGCAAGCAUUACGGCGUCUUACUGUUCCAAUGAAGCUCGACUCGGCUGGUCUUAUGCAGCAAUCCAUUUGCUAUGACAAAGCUAACGGUUGGACCAUAUCAGUGUCGUGGGGAUUUGCAGUUCAAAUAUUCCGUGGGGAGUUGUCCGCCCGUGAGAUGGAAAUGCCCUCAAGAACUUUCCUGAAUUGGUAUAAAAGAGCAGAUUACACUGCAUAUGCUUUUAACACGAGGCCUGUUGCGAGGAAUCCAUGCCAAAAACCGUUUGUGUUUUAUUUAACAAACGCCAAGAUGGAUCCUUCCAGCAACCAAACGAUGAGCCAGUAUACCCGACAUCGAGUUCCUCAUCCAGCCUGCAAGUGGAAGACGACAGACCCUGCUGGUGUUGAUCGCAUUCAGGUUUACAAGAAGCCUGACCCACAUCUAUGGGAUCGGUCUCCAAGGAGGAAUUGUUGCAGAGUCUUAAGCUCAAAGGGAAAAAGCAUGGUGGUGGAUGUAGGUGUCUGUAGGGAGGGUGAGGUUAGUGAAGUAUGACGAUGUACAACUCUCGAGCCUUUUCUCUCUUUGUAUUGUCUCCCAAUUGAUUCUCAAAUGUAUUUCUUCAUUUGUUGAAUUAACGUGAAAUUUUCUUGGUUCCAUCCAAGUUUCACUUAUGACCACUACAUUUAGGGAAAAGAUGAGCUAAUGUAAAAUAUCCCAGUUAUGCACUAGAUAUCUUAUAUGAGUUAUUAAUGUAGCAUAGUUUUUUCCAGUA
Molecule: messenger RNA, 2647 nt
Organism: Capsicum annuum
Lineage: Eukaryota; Viridiplantae; Streptophyta; Magnoliopsida; Solanales; Solanaceae
Exons: 3
Coding region: 898-2427 (509 amino acids)
Molecular function (GO): acetylglucosaminyltransferase activity
Source: RefSeq, a predicted model, not a curated record